AUGACCUCCAAAUACAAUAAUUUCGAAGAGGCACUGGAAUUGAUGAUAGUGCCCAAGAUCUUGGAAAACCAACCCUGCACAACAUUAGAUGAAAAUGAGCUGACCAUCCCGAACGAACUAGAACUCGCAGAUCCGACGUUCUACAAAUCCGGCGAAAUAGACAUUCUCCUAGGAGCGAGAGUGUUCUUCAAAAUAUUAGGGCCCGGUCGACUCAACACUAUGAAUGGCCCCAACUUUCAGGAAACGAUCCUAGGUUGGGUAGCAUGUGGAGUACUUCAACAAGGGAGUUCCACAACAAUUGACACAGCAAUAGUUUAUGUUGCCAAAAAUGAAUCAAAUUUCCCCCAAGAUGAAUUAGCCAAACUUAUCGAGAAGUUUUGGCGUCUCGAAGAAUGUAGUCCCCACGAGUGGGAACCAAAACAAACAAAUGAAAGUGAAGCCGAAUUACACUUUAAACAAACGUUGCAAAUAGCUGCUGAUGGCAGAUAUAUCACCCGCAUACCAUUAUGCGGAGAUCCAUCAUCAUUGGGGGACUCGUAUCAACAAGCUCACAGAAGAUUUCUCUCACUGGAGCGAAGACUUCAAAAUAACCAAGAUCUCUACGAAGAAUAUCGCACAUUUAUGAACGAAUAUGAACAUAUGGGACACAUGGCACCCAUCACAGCUGACGAUUUUCAUAAAGUUAAAUACUUUAUACCUCACUCAUGUGUAGUAAAGCCUGAAUCAACCUCUACCAAAUUAAGGGUAGUGUUUGAUGCCAGCGCGAAAACAUCGAACGGAAUAUCCCUCAACGAUAUUCAAAUGGUGGGACCCACCAUCCAAAAGGAACUCUUCGAUCUACUGAUUGAGUUCAGAACUCACAACAAGGUAUUAGUGGCAGACGUCGCCAAAAUGUACAGACAAACACUUGUCGCAUACGAAGACACUUGGCUACAAUGCAUAUUGUGGCGCAACAACCCCAACGAGCCUAUGAGAGCAUACAGAUUGACGACUGUCACAUACGGUGAAGCGUCUUCCUCGUUUUUAGCCUGUCGAGCUCUACAUGAAGCUGCAGAAGACUAUCGUGAAGUAAACGCAAAAGUAGCAGAUGCAAUUCAAAACUCAUUCUACGUUGAUAAUCUCAUGAUCGGAGCCUCCUCCACCUCCGAACUUAUUGAAUUAAAGGAAGGCAUCGAACAUGCCCUAUCACUCCACGGAUUUCCACUACGAAAGUGGGCUUCAAAUGAUAACAGUGUACUGGAGGGCAUUCCGGAGAAAGAUCUGGAACCCCUGAUUCAAGUAGGAGACCAGGAAGUUAUUAAAACUCUAGGAGUGGGCUGGAACCCCAUGAAUGAUUUGUUCCAGUUCAUCAAUGUAAAGAAUUCGAACGAAGUAAUCAGAUCACUAACGAAAAGACAAAUGGUCUCGAAGAUACUGAGGUUGUACGACCCCAUUGGUCUAAUCCAACCAGUAAUCAUCACGGCCAAGAUCCUAAUGCAGGAUUUAUGGACUCACAACAUUAGCUGGGACGACGAAGUUCCAGACCGUUCUCUUCAGCAGUGGAGAAUCUUUGAAGCAUCUUUAACAGAAUUGAAAUCUAUCGAGAUUCAAAGGAUGACAAUCCCAAGCCAAACCAUUGUCCUUGACUUGCACGGAUUCAGUGACGCAUCGGAGAAAGCUUACGGAUGCGUCAUCUACAUGCAUUCGAUCGAUUUGCAAGGCGAAGAACGCACAAACCUGUUAUGCGCCAAGUCACGGGUAGCACCUCUAAAAAAGGUUACUCUUCCACGUCUAGAACUGCUAGCAGCAGUAUUGCUAGCAGAACUCGCCUCCAGAAUAAAAGGAAUACUAGGGCAACGAAUCACAUCGGAAUAUUACUACAGCGACUCCCAGGUGACACUGAGUUGGAUAAAAUCUUCUAGUACACGCUGGGGGACAUUCAUCAGAAACAGAGUAGAAAAAAUACAUGCAUGGACGGACCCAGACCGUUGGAAGUACGUCUCGACCAAAGAAAACCCUGCAGAUAUGGUCUCCAGAGGAGUACCAGUCAAGAAAUUGAUAGAAUCAAAGUUGAACUUCUGGUCACACGGACCAGAAUCCAUCCAAAAAAGAGAGAGAUAUCCCCUACCAGGAUACCAAUACGAUGUGACAGCUGAACAAGAGAAAAUCAAAAGACCUGCUGUUCUGCUUGUAGCAGCCAAGGGAAAGGAGUGUAAAGACUACAUAUCAGAAUUCCCUCAUCACAACUCAUUCAGCAAAACAGUAAGACAUUUCGCGUGGAUCAAUCGAGCAAUCCACAACAUGCAAAGAAGCAAAGGUUAUUCGGACAUCACAUAUGAGAAACGGUCCGGGCCACUCACCGCGAAUGAAUUAGAAGAAGGAUUAUUGCUAAUAUCCAAAAUCAUGCAAGCCACUAUCUACCCAAAUGAAGUGGCAGAAUUAAGGAAAAAGGGAGAGGUAACUUCAAAGGGACCAUUCCAACACUUGAACGCAAACGUGAAAAAUGGCGUAAUACACGUCUCAGGAAGAUUAAAUAAUGCAGAAAUGCCUGCAUCUCAAAAGAAUCCCGUGCUCAUUCCUAAAUCGCACCCAUUUUCAAGAGUCAUACUUCGACAUAUCCAUGAAAGUAACUUUCACGCAGGAAUGAACAUAAUAAUAAACGAAUUCAGACAAAAGUUCUGGAUGAAGGACCUGAGAAGAACAGUUCAGGGAGUCAUCCAACAAUGCAUAUUGUGUACAAGAGCACGCCCCAAACGCCUACAGCAGCAGAUGGGACAAUUACCAACACCAAGAGUAACAGAAUCAUCAGCAUUCACUCAUACUGGAGUGGAUUUAUGCGGUCCAUUUGAGGUGCUGAUAAACCAAAAAUCAAAAUGCAAGACAACGGCUUAUGCAUGUAUUUUUGUAUGUUUCGCCACAAAAGCCGUACACCUAGAAGUCGUCGAGGACCAGACGGCAGCAGCCUUCAUAUCAGCGCUGCUUCGAUUCACAGCUGUAAGAGGAGUUCCAGAUAUUAUUUACUCCGACAACGGACGCAACUUCGUAGGAGCUAGCAGAGAACUAAAUCGCCUACGAAAAACAUACAACAACGAAGUAUUUCAGAACAAACUAGUUGACUCAGCAGCCAGUCAUGGAAUACGAUUUUCGUUUAUCCCGCCUCGAAGUCCGAACUUCGGGGGACUCUGGGAAUCGAACAUAAAAGAAGCCAAACGUCUAUUCAGCGCAGCCGCCAGAGGAGUUCAGCUGAAUAUAAUGGAACUUCAAACACUAUUUUAUCAAGUAGCCGCAGUAAUGAACUCGCGGCCGCUAACACCGAUCUACACGACGCCUGAUGCACCAACCGCACUCACGCCUGGACAUUUUUUGAUAGGUCGGCCAAUGCUGACUGUACCUAUUCCAACACAAAAUGAAAGCGCAAACAACCUAACGACUAGAUGGAAACGAAUACAAUCACAAAUCGAACAAUUCUGGAGAAGGUGGAGAGACGAAUAUCUUCAUCAACUGCGAGAUUAUGCAAAAUGGACCAAACAAAAAGCUAACGUCAAAAUUGGUCAAGUAGUACUGGUCGGAGACGACAACAUUCCUGUAGCAAGAUGGCCUAUGGGAAUCAUUACUCAAGUGUAUCCAGGCGAGGAUGGAAUAGUCCGAGUGGCAGUCGUGCGAACCUCCUCCGGGAUCUACAAGCGUAACGUAAGAACGCUAGCCCCUUUACCAAUAGAAGAAGACGAAGAUCCCGAAAUUGCAUCAACAACUCAACAACCAGAAGGUGUGGCCUCUGAUGAACGACCACCUCCACCCGAAAUAAUCGAACUUGAAGAUGACCCCCCGCCGCAAGCACCACAAAUGAUUUGGGACGGAGACUCGAACGUUUCCAAUUCCAUCACGAUGCACGAUGUGGCAUCGUAUUCAGUGGACGGGGCCUUCAUCGUGGCUCUGUUGAUAGCCGCGCUCGUAUUUCAUUGGCGGCGCAGCCAACGCAGGCUGCGCCAACUGGAAGAGCAUGCCAAGCGAGCGAAGCUUGGCAUCGCUCAAGUGUAG
This is a messenger RNA of Uranotaenia lowii, 4017 nucleotides long. RefSeq lists its product as uncharacterized. Gene Ontology annotation, biological process: DNA integration. The transcript is spliced from 2 exons. Bases 1 to 4017 code for a protein of 1338 amino acids. The record is from RefSeq and is a predicted model, not a curated record. Gene Ontology annotation, molecular function: nucleic acid binding. NCBI's taxonomy places the organism in Eukaryota, Metazoa, Arthropoda, Insecta, Diptera, Culicidae.